This is a messenger RNA of Spodoptera frugiperda (fall armyworm), 665 nucleotides long. RefSeq lists its product as uncharacterized. The record is from RefSeq and is a predicted model, not a curated record. The coding region runs from base 28 to 537 and encodes 169 amino acids. The transcript has 4 exons. Gene Ontology annotation, cellular component: extracellular matrix. Lineage: Eukaryota; Metazoa; Arthropoda; Insecta; Lepidoptera; Noctuidae.
AUCUUCCUCCUCACCGCUGUUGUAGCGAUGGCCGCUGCGCGGCCACAAGACGGUCACGGUCACGACCAACACCACGGUCACGGUCACGCCAUCUCUUCACAGAGCAUCGUACUUCACCACACUCAGGAGAUUAAACACCCCAUUCACCACGAGGAGCACCAUGAAGAACAGUACCACCAACACCAUGAGGAACAACAUCACGGAGAGCACCAUCAUGAGGAACACCAUGGUCACGCCUCCUCUUCUCAGAGCCUCAAGCAGUACCACGGAAAGGCCACUGAGAAACACGUCGAGUACUACGCUCAUCCCAAAUACGAAUUCGCGUACAAGGUUGUAGACCCUCACACCGGUGACAAGAAGUCCCAGCAUGAGUCUCGUGAUGGUGACGUCGUGAAGGGCGUGUACAGUCUGCACCAGCCCGAUGGCUCGGUCAGGAUCGUGAAGUACCACUCUGACAAGAAGGCUGGAUUCAACGCCAACGUGCAUUACGAAGGUCACGCUAUCCACAUCGUUCCCGAGCACCACCACCAUCACUAAUCCUGUUCAAUCUUAGAGAAACAUUGAAAAUUGUUGAUACUUUUUAACCAACUGUUUUGAGGAUUGUUAUUUAUUGAACAAUGCAUGUGUUGAUUUGUAAAUAAUUUAUUUAUUUAAAAUUACAAUAA